AUGGAGAGGUUGUGUGUUCAAAAGGGUGACGACUACGCCUGCUUAGAGUAUCUGUGGCUUAGCAGCGGCAAGGUUGAAGAGAUGAGUUUGGUGAUCCCAAGCCAUGGCUUCCAAGUGAACCUCAGUAUUCAUUUGAACGGGCGCAAAAUAUCGGGCACAUGUUACAAUUCGUUGCUAGAGAAGGUAGGCUAUUGCUUUGCUAGAUCACCAGUGUGGACUUCCAUGGGCUAUGAGCUGUCCUUAUCCGUCGAUAAUUGCAUUUGUUUGAACUUAGGCUGCCGGAUAUUCACGCCACUACUCGAUGAGUUGAUUCCAGCCACAAAUGAUCCCGGAACCGCACAAGUCAGAACCUUACAACGGUUCUCGAUCAGCCUCCAUUACUAUACGGACUCCCAAGAGUUACACUUGGACGGGUUGUUGCAAGCUUUUGAAUAUUUGCUCCGUUCUUGGGCUGUGAAUAUGGAGUACAAGUUCCCGUUGAUAUUUUCCUACUACGGAAGACAGUUUUUCAGGCUCAACUACAACUGCAUCUGCAAGACCAUUGACGAAUUAUUCGACCCUCAAGUUGACACCAAAAACCCGAAGGCGAACGCUGACAAAUACACCACUCUCAUCCACUGCCUAUUGAAAUUGCAGCGAAACGUCAUGACCGAAUUCAACAUACUAAACGUCUUGAAAGAGCUCGAUCAGUCAAGUUCUAGGCGAUGCGCAGUUAAGAAUGCAGUUGAUUACUCAUCAGUCAUUAGCAUUAAAACAUUCGUUUACCAGUUGACGUUUUUGAAGCAAGUCGACUCGACCUUCUGCGAUCAGGGUCUUUAG
This is a messenger RNA of Suhomyces tanzawaensis NRRL Y-17324, 819 nucleotides long. RefSeq lists its product as uncharacterized. The transcript is spliced from 2 exons. Bases 1 to 819 code for a protein of 272 amino acids. The record is from RefSeq and is a predicted model, not a curated record. Lineage: Eukaryota; Fungi; Ascomycota; Pichiomycetes; Serinales; Debaryomycetaceae.